This is a messenger RNA of Fukomys damarensis (Damara mole-rat), 2142 nucleotides long. RefSeq names its product guanylate cyclase 1 soluble subunit beta 1 (gene Gucy1b1). Gene Ontology annotation, molecular function: heme binding; guanylate cyclase activity. The transcript has 12 exons. The record is from RefSeq and is a predicted model, not a curated record. NCBI's taxonomy places the organism in Eukaryota, Metazoa, Chordata, Mammalia, Rodentia, Bathyergidae. The coding region runs from base 128 to 1780 and encodes 550 amino acids. Gene Ontology annotation, biological process: cGMP biosynthetic process; response to oxygen levels. Gene Ontology annotation, cellular component: guanylate cyclase complex, soluble.
AAAAGAGGCCCAGUUAGAUGAAGAAGGACAGUUUCUCGUCAGAAUAAUAUACGAUGAUUCCAAAACUUAUGAUUUGGUCGCUGCUGCCAGCAAAGUUCUCAACCUCAAUGCUGGAGAAAUCCUUCAAAUGUUUGGGAAGAUGUUCUUUGUGUUUUGCCAAGAAUCCGGCUAUGAUACCAUCUUACGCGUCCUGGGGUCUAAUGUCAGAGAAUUCCUGCAGAACCUGGAUGCCCUGCAUGACCACCUCGCCACCAUCUACCCAGGCAUGCGCGCACCUUCCUUUAGGUGCACGGACGCGGAAAAGGGCAAAGGGCUCAUUCUGCACUACUACUCGGAGAGAGAGGGGCUGCAGGACAUCGUCAUUGGGAUCAUCAAGACAGUGGCUCAGCAGAUACACGGCACGGAAAUAGACAUGAAGGUUAUUCAGCAAAGAAAUGAAGAAUGUGAUCAUACUCAAUUUUUAAUUGAAGAGAAAGAGUCAAAAGAAGAGGAUUUUUAUGAAGACCUUGAUAGAUUUGAAGAAAAUGGUACCCAGGAAUCCCGCAUCAGCCCCUAUACCUUCUGCAAAGCUUUUCCUUUCCACAUAAUAUUCGACCGCGACCUGGUGGUCACUCAGUGCGGCAAUGCCAUCUACAGAGUGCUGCCCCAGCUCCAGCCCGGGAAUUGCAGCCUCCUGUCUGUCUUCUCUCUGGUCCGUCCUCAUAUUGAUAUUAGUUUCCAUGGGAUCCUUUCACACAUCAAUACGGUGUUCGUCUUGAGAAGCAAGGAAGGAUUGUUGGACGUAGAGACGCUAGAAUGUGAGGACGAACUGACAGGGACGGAGAUCAGCUGCUUACGUCUCAAGGGUCAGAUGAUCUACUUACCCGAGGCAGACAGCAUACUGUUCCUGUGUUCCCCGAGCGUCAUGAACCUGGACGACCUGACCAGGAGAGGCCUGUACCUGAGCGACAUCCCGCUGCACGAUGCCACCCGCGACCUGGUUCUUCUGGGCGAGCAGUUCAGGGAGGAAUACAAACUCACACAGGAACUGGAGAUCCUCACGGACAGGCUGCAGCUCACGCUGAGAGCCUUGGAAGAUGAAAAGAAGAAGACAGACACAUUGCUGUACUCCGUCCUCCCUCCCUCUGUUGCCAACGAGCUGAGACACAAGCGUCCCGUGCCUGCCAAAAGGUACGACAACGUGACCAUCCUCUUCAGUGGCAUCGUGGGCUUCAACGCUUUCUGCAGCAAGCAUGCGUCUGGAGAGGGGGCCAUGAGAAUCGUAAAGCUUCUCAACGACCUGUACACCAGGUUUGACACUCUGACGGACUCCCGGAAGAACCCGUUCGUCUAUAAGGUGGAGACCGUGGGCGACAAGUACAUGACGGUCAGUGGCCUGCCGGAGCCCUGUGUCCACCACGCGCGCUCCAUCUGCCACCUGGCCCUGGACAUGAUGGAGAUCGCCGGGCAGGUGCAGGUGGAUGGCGAGUCGGUGCAGAUAACAAUCGGGAUCCACACAGGGGAGGUGGUGACAGGCGUCAUUGGUCAGCGAAUGCCACGCUACUGUCUCUUUGGAAACACCGUCAACCUGACCAGCAGAACAGAAACCACAGGAGAGAAGGGCAAGAUCAAUGUGUCUGAAUACACGUACAGAUGUCUGAUGUCUCCGGAGAACGCAGAUCCCCAGUUCCAUCUGGAGCACAGAGGCCCGGUGUCCAUGAAGGGCAAGAAAGAGCCAAUGCAAGUGUGGUUCCUCUCCAGGAAAAACACAGGGGCAGAGGCUUUAAAUCACAACCCUUGAAGUUGGCAUGAGUGUGGAUGUUCUUAGGAACCGAACUCCUGCAUCUCAGUGUUGGUUACUGUAGUUGUGUGGCCUGAAGGAUAAUUUCACCCUGACUUGUGGUGGGAGUGGAUAAUAGACAAUUACAGAUGGGAAGGCAGGCCCCGUUCUUAAAAGGAACAGUACUCACGACAAGUUUUCCUACUCUGAAGCAAUAUCCCGUUCUUCUGUCUUCUGAAGGAAACAAGUCAGGAGGAGAACUGAAUCUUGGAUUGCAGCCUGGGGCAGCUCCUUGCUGUCUCCCGAAGGUGCCACAACCAGGAGCUCUUCCUCCCUCACUGUCCUCUCCAGUCCCCACACUUCCUAGAUGGAUCUCCUACUGU